UAAGGAAGCGUUUAAAAACCAGGUUCGUAAUUCAAAGAAUCAUUCUAGUGAAAACUUCCACUAAGAACAAGUCGAAAUGGCGUCCAAAGUUGUGGUCAUCUUUGCUUUUGCUGUCCUGAUUCAGGCCAUCGCCGGUCAGAAGGGCGGUUGCUGCGGGUCCGGCCGCUCCGGCAGAUACGGCAGCUCCGGCUGUGGCUGCUCAUGUGGUGGCUCUGGAAGCUCUAAUGCCGUCUACGGUAACUCCAUCAACAUCCCCACAAGCGGCGGCGACUUCGUCGUCACCAGCGUCGGCCCCAUCUCCCCCUCCGGCAUCUACGUCUCCUCCGACCUGGACCUGAGAGGAGACUUGGACGUCUACGGAGAAAUGCCCUUCCUGAGCGCCGUGGAGUUCUCUGGCGAAUACGACACUCAAGGUUCUGGCUGCGUGGACUACAGCUGCGGCACCUGCGGGAACGUGGCCAUCACCAGCGUGCAGGGCAGCUCCGGCUGCGGCUGCGGCUCCAGCUGCGGCUGCGGCUCCAGCUGCGGCUGCGGCUGUCGUUAAGACAAUACACUACACUCGACCAAGUGAUAACAUUUAGUUAUCUUUGGCUCUCCCUACGAACUCGUACAUAUGUCGUAUAUAUUGAUAAAUAAAAGUGCAUUAUCAGA
Leguminivora glycinivorella is the source of this 651-nucleotide messenger RNA. RefSeq names its product chorion class high-cysteine HCB protein 12-like. The transcript is spliced from 2 exons. Lineage: Eukaryota; Metazoa; Arthropoda; Insecta; Lepidoptera; Tortricidae. Gene Ontology annotation, biological process: chorion-containing eggshell formation; multicellular organism development. The record is from RefSeq and is a predicted model, not a curated record. Gene Ontology annotation, molecular function: structural constituent of egg chorion. Gene Ontology annotation, cellular component: egg chorion. The coding region runs from base 77 to 544 and encodes 155 amino acids.